Messenger RNA from Chlamydomonas reinhardtii, 4732 nucleotides. RefSeq lists its product as uncharacterized. The record is from RefSeq and is a predicted model, not a curated record. Bases 287 to 4192 code for a protein of 1301 amino acids. The transcript has 5 exons. NCBI's taxonomy places the organism in Eukaryota, Viridiplantae, Chlorophyta, Chlorophyceae, Chlamydomonadales, Chlamydomonadaceae.
CAAUCCGAUGCUCGUUUGGAGAGACUUCACGCAUGUCCUCCGAAGACCCUGAGUCGGAAUGUCACGCAAGCAUUUUCGGUUUGCAACAAUAAUACAAUGAUGCGCUUAUGCUGCCUUUCUGAAUCGCUUUAAUCAACCAGAAACACGUAAGCGGCAAGAAGCAACCGAGGCAAGUUGUCUACAGUUCAACAUUAUCCUCGGCCCAAAGUCCAUAAAGCUGGAUACAUAAACGGAUAACACCUUGAGGGGAGCGCAGGGCUUUUAAGCUCGCGGCGCAAAAGCAGCCAUGGCGCCCACGGAUGGAGGCACGGAGGCGAGCAAGCGGAUGCACGAGUACCUCGUCUCCAAGCAGCGCAAGCAGGAGGAGUACUGGCUGCGCAAGUAUGGCAAGGUGGUGCAGGCGGCGCCGCCCAGCGUGGGCAAGCCCAGUGGCAACCCCCGCCUGCCCGCCAUAGGCACCAUCAACAGCGGCAUCAACAGCGGCGCGCCCUCCAACCGCACCAGCAACAACGGCCUGCCCUCAGCCGAGCCUAGCGGCGCCCUGCUACCGCCCAUCGCCGGCGUGCAGCAGGCGCACGGCGGUGCCGCGCCCGCCGGCAUGCUGCCGCCCCACCACAUCCGGCAGCAGCAGCCUCGUGGACAGGCGCCCAUCUUCCAGGCCAAGGAGCCGGUGCGGGACUUCUUCCAGCGCAACGCACCGCGUGCCGGGCGGGGCGGUGGUGGUGGCCCCGCGGCCCGGGACGAGUACGGCAACAUCAUCCCGCCCAGCCGGCGGCCGCCCGAGCCGCUGCGUCGGGCGCAGAACCAGCAGCCGCUGCCGCGGCAGCUGCCGCCGCUGGCGGCCGGCGGCGAGCACAGCUACGGCUCUCCGCCGCCUGCCCAUCAGAUGCAGAUGCAGAUGCAGCAGGCUGGAGAACAUGAGGAGCAGCAGCAGCUGGCGGGCGAGGGCAGUUGGUCGCUGGCGGCGCAGCAGCAGCAGCAGCAGCAGGGAUACGCCUCGUCCCCGGAUGUGGGCGGCAGCUAUGGCUCGCCCGAGCAGCAGCAGCAACAGUACGCGCAGCAGCAGUACGGCUCGCCGCAAAGCGGCUACGGCGGCUCACCGGGGGCCGCGGGCGGGCGGCUGGCGCCGCUGCAGUACGAGGCCUCGGCUCCGGCGCUGGGCGGCGCGGCGCGCACCUCGUACAGCGGCUCGCCGGGGGCGGGGGGCGGUGUGUCGCCGUACCACCAGAAGCCGCUGCGCAACCUGGAGAUGGAGCUGUCCGUCAUCAAGGCCAUCAAGGCGCGCGAGGACGUGCUGGAGCGGCUGCGCAUCGCCGGCGGCAAGCUGGACGCCGGCUUCGGCGGCGCGGCGCCGGUGGUCCUGAGCCCAGUGGACCCGCUGGUGCGCCUGUUCUAUCGGCUGGUGGGCACACUGCGGCAGCGCACCCUGGACGCCGUGGAGGCCAUCGCGGCGUGGCGGCGCAAGGUGAGCCCCGGCGAGCCUUUCGUCUACUACGGCGUGGACUACCUGGCGGCCAUCGGGCCCGACUGCGGCUUCCUGGAUGGCCUGCCCUUCCUGCGCUCGCGCCUCAGCUUCGGCAAGGCCGCCGACGACCCCUUCCUGGUGGAGCUCACGCCCGACGGCAUCCCCAUUGAGGAGGCCACCACCUGCGACCUGCGGAGAGGCGGCCAGCGCUUCUCGUCGGACGCGCUGCGCAUCCGCAUGGCCCGCAAGAUCCUGGCGCAGUACUGCGGCCGCCCGCUGCCACACGAGAUAAGCUCGUACAUGAUGUCGGAGGCAGCCGCCGGCAGCGCCGCCGCCAGCCCCUCUGGCGCCAAGGCCGCCGAGGCCGCGGUGGCUGCAGUGGCCGAGGAGGAGGAGGAGGAGGAGGAGGAGGAAGAGGAACAGGAGGAGGAGCAGGAGCACGCAGCGAGCCCCAGCGCCGGCGCCGCGGUGCAGACCGAGCCAAUGAACGAGGGAGAGGAGGACGAGGAGGAGACCGAGAGCGAGGUGGCUUCACCGGUAGCAGCGGCGGCCACGAGCAUGCCGCGCGCCGCAUCGCCGCCCGCGGUGCCCUCGCCAAGGGCUGCGGAGCCGCCCGCUAUGCGCGCAAUCACGCCGCCUGCGGCCGUGGCUGUUGCCGUGGCCGCAGACGCCAAGCCCUCUUCUGCUGACGAUUUGGAGCCGCUGCCUGAGCCUGAGCCUGAGCCCGAGCAUGAGCCGGAGGCACUGCCUGAGCCUGAGGCGCAGCCGGAGCCGGAGCGGGAGCGCUCGGAGGUGGAGCAGCAGCUGCCUGUAUUCGAGGAUGACGGCGACUUCAUUGAUUUCGCAAUCGGCGCCAUCAUCCACUCGCUGGAGCAGCCCUACGCUGACUCUAUCGAGCCGGGCACGUUCACGGUGGCGGGCUGGGAGAUCGACCGGCAGCUGGAAGAGGUGGUCUCCGGCAUCGCCGCGUCCUCCUCUGCCUCGGCGGCGUCGGCGGCCGGCAGCAAGCCGCCGUCGCGUGCUGGCGCGUACCCCGUGCUGGGCGGCGCUGCUGGCGCCGCCGCCAAGGCGCCGUCACGCGGCGGCGCGCCGGCGCCAGGCGCGGCGGCAAAGCCGCCUUCGCGAGGUGGUCCUGCUGGCGGCAGCAUUCUGGACCGCAUCUCACCCGUCAAGCCGCCCUCGCGCGGCGCCGCCGGGCCGCCGUCCACCUCCGCGGUGCGGCCAGGCAGCGGGGCAGUGGCCAUGGGCCUCAGUAUGGACGGGGAGGGGCCGGCAGAGGCUGACUUUGAGGCCGGUGACGGCAGCGGCGAUGCCCGCUCCCCGGUCCGCGUGCACCUGCGACCCGGCAGCCGGGGCCUCGCUAUGAACAUCAGCAUGGAUGGCGAGGGUGGGGGUGAGGGCGAGGGUGGCGGCCUUUUGCUCAGUGACUACAUGGCGGCGCGGGAGGCGGAGGCCGUGGCGGCGGCGGCAGCGGGCGCAACCGGCUCAGCGGUGCAGUAUGGCCUGCCGGCCAUCUCGGAAGACCAGAGCGCCUACUUCGCUGGAGAGGAGGAGGCGACGCCCGGCGGCUCCCGGCCGCCGGUGCGUGUGCACCUCCAGCCGCACAGCCGCGGUCUGGACGUGGGGAUAAGUAUGGACGGGGAGGGGCCAGUGGUGUCAGACUUCGGCCCCCUGCCGCCUUUGCAAGGUGACGGCGAGGAGGACGACGAGGAGUCGGAGGAUGCGGUCAGCACAGCGCCCGCCAUGUCGCCGGUACGCGUCCACCUACGACCAGGCAGCCGCGGCGUUGGGGUGGACCUCAGCAUGGAUGGAGAGGCGAAGCGGCCGCCGGUUGCCGCGCCGCAGCCGGUGCCGCCGGCGCUCACUGCGCCGGACGGCGCCGGCCGCUCGCCUGUACGUGUGCACCUGCGGCCGGGCAGUCGCGGCGUGGGCAUGGACGUCAGCAUGGACGGCGAGGCGUUUCCGGUGCCGGCGCCGCCCGCAGCAGGGCCCGCUGAUGCGCCUGGCCGCCCGCCUGUCCGAGUGCAUGUGCGGCCGGGCAGUCGCGGCCUGGCCAUGAACCUCAGUAUGGACGGGGACGGCCCGGCGGAGGCGGACGUGGGAGCAGCGGCAGCUGGGGCCUCGGGCCUGCCCGCAAUCUCGGAAGACCAGAGCGCCUACUUUGGUGGGGCCGAGGAGGAGGCGACGCCCGGCGGCUCCCGGCCGCCGGUGCGUGUGCACCUCCAGCCGCACAGCCGCGGGUUGGACAUGGGGAUAAGCAUGGACGGUGAGGCCUUCCCUCUGCCGCCGGCGCAGCAGACACAGGAGCAGGAGGAGUCCGCCGUACCCGAGCAGGCACAGCCCGCGCAGGCCGAGGAGACGGCCGAAGCGGCAGCCGAUAGGGGGGCGGCUGAAGAGGAGCACGAGGAGCAGGAUCAGCAGCAGGAGGAGGAGGAGGAGGCCUCAGCCAAAUCGCCAGUGCGCGUGCACCUGCGGCCGGGCAGCCGCGGGUUAGCGAUGAACCUGAGCAUGGACGGAGAGGGGCCGGCGGAGGCGGACGCAGGGGCGCCGGGGGCGCCGGGGCUGCCAGCUAUCACGGAGGAUCAGAGCGCCUACUUUGGUGCUGAGGACGAGGAGGUUGCGGCAAAGUCGCCGGUCCGUGUUCACUUGCGGCCCCACAGCCGCGGGCUCGACAUGGGUCUCAGUAUGGACGGGGAGGGGCCGGCUGCUGAGGACUUGGCUGCGUAAAACAGCUUUGGAAGCGAAGCUUGUUGCGCCAUUCGAGUCGGGUGUUUGUGAGACGUCAUGGCAGGAUUGAGAAAUGGUAUUCUUACAGAGUUGAUGCAUUGCAUGCGGAGCCACAACACUUGCCGGCUUCCCGGGUCCAGCAGUGGCAUAUUUAUACGAACGAGGCAGCAGCAACCUUGCGUGGUUGUUUACGAUAUGAACCAGCUUUGCGUAACCACCUCGCCUGAGUCAGCACAUACAAUCGGUGGUGUGUACAUGCGUGUGUUGUGAUUGCUGCCGCUAGACAUCCAAGGCCAUAAUUCAUUGACCACAUGUGACUCUGCGCGUCAACACGAUCACAUUCCGCUGAUUGGAUCAGUAGAGGGGAAUAGAGCUGUCGACGCGGGAGUAGUUGUCGAUCCCGCCCACGACGUUCUUCACAUUUGUGAAUCCCUCGGAGACCAGGAACUGCACCAAUAAGGCACGGGCACAUAAAAAAAGUGGUACGGGGGAGGUACUCAGUUCAGGCGGCAAUGUGUGUGUGAGGAGAGGGCCUUACCC